Aphanomyces astaci is the source of this 996-nucleotide messenger RNA. RefSeq lists its product as hypothetical. The transcript is spliced from 2 exons. Lineage: Eukaryota; Oomycota; Saprolegniomycetes; Saprolegniales; Verrucalvaceae. The coding region runs from base 1 to 996 and encodes 331 amino acids. The record is from RefSeq and is a predicted model, not a curated record.
AUGGCCAGUGCGACCGUGAACCAAACCGACGACCACCAGCCCAAAUCGCCAUCAUAUUUUUGCUGGAAGGCAACGUACACACGCGGUGUUGGCCGUGUGCCGGGAUCGUGCGCGGCCGGACAAGAGCGCCUGGGUCUGCUGUGCUAUGACAAGUGUCCAUUGGGCAUGAUCCGCGUAGGCCUCGACUGCCAUUCGAACUGUCCCGAUGGGCUCGUAGACCAAGGACUGUUUUGCCGCAAGAGUGAAUACGGCCGGGGAUUUGGGUACCCGUGGAAGUUUGGCGACUCCCUGAACGCCAAUGGCAUUUUCCAACGCUGCGAAAAGGACUACGGGAAGGACAAGUGCGAACAAUCGGAGUUGGUUGUGUACCCCAAGUGUAAGCCGGGCUACACUUCGUUUGGUUGUUGUAUCUGUCGACCUCACCCUCCCAACUGCACAUCCCUUGGCUUGGGCGGCGGGUUGGACUUGUCGUGUGCCAAGAAAAUCACGAUUGGGGCGCCUAAGUUCGGCACGUGCGCUGCCAACGAAGAUCUCGACGCAGGGUUGUGCUACCCCAAGUGCAAACCUAACUACACUGGUGUUGGCCCAGUGUGCUGGGGCCGCCCUCCUCCCUCGUGGGUGCACUGCGGAAUGGGGGCCGCAAAAACCAUAUACCAUUGCGUCGCUGUCGUCGCCAACCAAGUUCUUGCGGUGGUGGUGUUUGCCUCCAAUAUCGCCACACGGUUUAAAGGCAUCUCGCCCAAGGUGCUCACUGGCGCUGCGGACAUGUCCCAGGUCGCCGAGUUGUCAACGUUGUGGAUGAAAGCCCAUCCGUACCUCGCAAAGAAAGUCUUACCUAAGAGUGCCAUCUUCACCGUCGAAGACCUCGCACGUACCGCAAUUGCCCUCAUGGCCGUCCUUGAAAAAACUGGCGUCUUGGAUGUCGUAGCGGCCAACUUGUUCCCCACUUGCGACAAGAUUGAAGGCAUAUUGAACGGGCAUGGGUAUAUUCCUUGA